GGCGGCGCGCGUUGGUCCCUCUCCGCUCCGCGGCCGGGCCCGGCGGGGCGAGGCGAGGCGAGGCGAGGCCGGUCGGCGCGGGCGGAGCAGCGAGGCGGAGCGGAGCGGAGCGGAGCGGGGCGAGCGGCGAUGUCCGUGCGCGGGGGGCGCACGGCCCGCAGUGCGCAGCGCGAGCAGGCCCGGCGCGGCCCCAGCCCGCCUCUGCGCCGGCAGGCCGGGCGCCGGGCCGGGCCCUGAGCCGCCGGGCCGGGCGCGGCCAGCAGCCCCGCAGCAGGUGCCGAGGAGCCCGCGGAGCCCCGGAGCCGCCGCCGCGGGGAGGGAGGCGGCGGCGGCCGAGGAUGGGGAUCCUCUUCACCAGGAUCUGGAGGCUGUUCAACCACCAGGAGCACAAAGUAAUCAUUGUUGGUCUGGAUAAUGCGGGAAAAACAACCAUUCUUUAUCAAUUUUCUAUGAAUGAAGUGGUACAUACCUCACCUACAAUAGGCAGUAACGUAGAAGAGAUAGUGGUUAAUAACACGCGUUUCCUAAUGUGGGAUAUUGGAGGGCAGGAGUCUCUUCGAUCUUCGUGGAACACCUACUAUACAAACACUGAGUUUGUGAUAGUUGUUGUGGACAGCACAGACAGAGAGAGAAUUUCUGUAACAAAAGAAGAACUGUAUAAAAUGUUAGCACAUGAGGACUUGAAGAAAGCAGGUUUGCUCAUCUUUGCUAACAAGCAAGAUGUUAAAGAGUGUAUGACAGUAGCUGAAAUCUCUCAGUUUCUGAAACUAACUUCAAUUAAAGAUCACCAGUGGCACAUUCAGGCAUGCUGUGCUCUAACUGGAGAGGGACUGUGCCAAGGACUCGAAUGGAUGAUGUCAAGACUUAAGAUCAGAUGAUUUUUAAUGACCGGUUUGCACAGACGUUGCUUUAAAAAAAAGAAAAAAAGAAAAAAAAAAAAGAGCUGUACCCAUGAUUACCUUGACGAUGGCAGAAUUAAUGGGUUAGAUGUAUUUAUAAUGAACCGAUUUCAACUUCAUUUUCUACAUACAUACAAACACAUAUAUAAAUUAAGACCAUUCGGCAAAAAGAAAGAUGCCGUUGAUGGCUCCGGUUUGGUUUCCUGUUUGUUUUUGCUCUGGGGAUGCGUGUAAAAGCUGUGAUCAACCUUCUCUUCAAGAUACAGCCACUCAGAACAGUCUGAAGCUGAGCAUGGUGAAGAUGAAAUGGGAGGAAGGAGCUUUUAAUUUUGAGUUUUAUUAUUCCAUUGUAGUCCUCUCUAGUUGAAGGUAUUGGCUUCAUUAUUCCAGUAAAUUAGCAAGCAAAUCAAUGGUAUAGAUAUCAACUUUCCAGUAUUUUUAAAGUUACUGAUGUUACAAAUGCAAAAAUAUUUUCCUGUAUGUGUACUGUACAUAUUUGUGUAUAUUUAUACCUCAAUUUUAGGUUAAUUGCAAUCUGUUCAGACCAGUGUGUAAAACUGAAUCAGUAUGUUGGCAAUAGUACUAAUAUUUGACAUUUCCAACAUGUCACAACUUCUUUUCCUUUGUUAUCUGUAUAGCUGUAAUGUCCAUCAGACAGUUGACUCACCACAACUUUAUAAAGCAAACUCUCUCUUAAGACAAUUGCUUGUUUCUCCCAUGAUUUUUUUUCAUCAGAGAAGAUGCCAUAAAGGAUUGGGACAUACAGAUCAAAUUUUAAACUAUAGUAUUAGCAAACAACAGUGAAAAUUUGCCAGAGUUUAAAACAAAACAAAUAUUUAAUUGUAGUUGUCAUUGGAUUAGAUGAUUUCAAAAAGUGUAUGUCAUUCUGUCCUAUGCUACUGCUUUUUUUUUUUUUUUUGCAGUACCUGUUCAUUUAUGAUUGAAGCCUAGUAGAAAUACCUUUAGCUUUCAUAAAGGGAAAAACGUCUUUUUCUUUUUUUUUCCCUUAACCAAAGAAGAGGCAUAAAAAUAUGUUUAAAAGUCCCACUGAAAUCUUACAACACUAGUCUUACUCUUUAUUAAGUGUUUUUCAGAGGAAGAGGCACACUUCUCUCUGAUAUUCCAAAAUGUGUAUGUGUAUAUAUAUAUAUAUGUCUGUGUGCAGUGGAUUGGACUGGGAUGGGGGAAGGGGAGCACGCUAGAUCACACUACUUGCAGAGCUGAGGUUCUGCAGAAGCUCCUGGCAGUACUGCUUGAAAGUAACUCCUUUGCAUGAUCCCCAGGUGAGUUAUUAAAAAAAAAAAAAAGUGUCAAAACACUCAAAACACUAUGUGGUUAUCUUUUCUCACUGUAUUAAUUAAUGGGAUGGAUGGCCAUACAGAGGAAGUUCAAAAUUAUCCUUUUAAAGGAUACAGGCUUUUCAUUAGGAUGAAAGUUGGAUGGUUUGAAAUGUUGUCAGUAUUGUGAAAGUGUAUACAGCCUUAAUUGUAGGCUUUUAAGUUUGAGAUGUGUUUGAGGAGUAUUGUAAAAUGAAAUAAAACCUUGCUUAAAAUGUCCUUCCCUUUCUUAGCUCAUGAAUUUGAUAAGGAUGGAAAAGACAUUUUAAAGAAAAAGCUUAGUUUGAACUUUUUAAAGUGCUUACAGACAGCUCAUCUUCGGUUACGUGGUAAUGUGGUCAGUACACCUGCCUUCCUGCUUGCCUGCUUUGCUGGGGAUCAUGUUGUGAAUUUGUGGAGGGGAGAAAGGGAGACAAUUUCAAAAGUCUGUAUUAAAUAAAGGCAGGUAAAUAAUUCAACUUUUUAAUAUAUUUUUGGUAUCUUUAUUAUGCUAACUGGUUAGGGAAUCUGCACUCUUUGUUAAAACAUUUUAAUGUGUACAUGCAUAUGUUUAUAGUGCAUGCACAUAGGUAUUGGUGUUUAACUGGUGUAUUGCAAGAUGUAUAAAUGUUUGAAGAAGUAAUUAAUGCAAAGACUUUUUCACUUUAUCUGAUAGUAUCUUCAAGAAACAAGCUCUGUGCACACUUGCAUAUAAAACCGAAUUGUACAUUUUAUAGUCUUAGAUCAGACUUGCUUAUGAACAUAAUUGGUUGGGUUUUGAGUCUUACGUCUUCCAUCCCUUUAAAAUACUUCACUGUAGUAUUUUUAAAUUCUGUAUUUUGCCUGAGUGUGUGCAGGUUUUGUGUGUGUUUGUGUGUGUGUGUUAAGAAAAUGAGUUGUUAGUGGAACAGAAAUCAUGGAGCAGUGUUCUGAUACCUACUUUUUGCUGGAAUUUGCUGCUCACUCUCUUGCUUAAAUUUUUAGGACUUGGUAUGUUCGUAUAAUGAAAAUGUACUGUUUUUUUGCAGGUAUGGCUUAUGUUGCAAUAAGAUAUCUACUGUUUACUCUCACUCUCCUUUUCCCUCUCAGUAUUCUGGCUAUUUCCACUUUCUCUGGCCUCUACAAUACUGCACAGUCCACUUAAUUUUUAUUCCACAAGUGGCAAGAGACCCUAGUAGGGAGAUGAGAAUAACAGUGUACAUGGAAGACAGCCUGUUAAAGCAAUGUCUUUUGUGCCCUGAAGUGCUUAUAAUCCAAAAAGUAGACAGAUACCUGUGUGUUGAACAGUAAACAACAGAGCCUUGACCAACUGAAAGCGUGGACGUGCGUCGUAUCACAUAUAAUGAUGAGGCUUCUUUUCUAUUUUGUUAUCACUUGGGAUUUUAGAGGGAAGAUUUGCUGUUCAGUAGCCAGAAUUCAGCGGUGGCCAAUUCUGACUGAAGCAUCAUGUGCCUGUAGCGUUCUUGACUGGGCUGUAGCAAUCAAAGGAAGACAUGUCUUAGUUUUAAGUGCUAUAUUUGCGGUUUCUGAGAAUGACGGUGGCAACUGAGUGAGUGGCUCCUUGUCCCCCUUUGGUAAACAGAGGUGACAAUCCAAAUUCUCACCUUGCACGAUUUUUGGACUUUGCUUAAAGUUAAGCGCAGAGAUUCUCUCAAAGCAGAGUCAGAACAGAGUAUUUGCAUCCGUACGUUGCCGUGAAAGUUUCUGCAGAAAACGCCGCCUGAAGGUAUUUCAUGAAAACAAGUGUAUUUACUCCAAAUACUAAUGAGAUGAUCAUUAGCAGAAUUGAUAAGUAUAUACCCUUGUGAUAGUAUUGUAGCUGAGACAGUCUUUUCCUACACACCUUGCCUUUUGUGUAAGGUGUGUUUGUUUUUGUUUUCUUUUGUAAACUUAGUCACUUGGGAGAGUUGGGGAAGAGUAGAGAAACUUUUGAACACAAAAGUUCUUUUUAUGUUGUUGUUUUUUAGAACUUUCUUUUCCCCUUAGGACAUGUCAGCCUUUUUUGCUUACCUCUGUGUAUAGUAAAGGAAAUUUGUCUUUAUAUCAGUGCUAUUUUCAACUCAUUCACUUACUGUUUAGAUGUCAUUGUCUUAAUAAUGACUCAUGAAUUCAUUUAUUUGUACUGCUUUUGUGUUUUCACCCUUUGUGUGUGGUGUUGUCUUGACUUUCAGCUAAAACUUAAGAUUACUUGCUGCCUUUGUUCUUCGUAUAAUUCAUUCUUAGGAUAUUAUACAGAAAAAGGGAUGGCUUUUAAAAAUAGUUAUUUAACUUGAUGCUGCAGAAUGCCAUUUUCCUGGCAAAAAAUACAGCAGUAAAUCAUGUAUUUCAAUAACUUGAUAUUUUAAGAUGUUUCUUUUGGGUUAGCAAAUAAGUUUGGUAAAUCAGCUGUAAUAUAUGCUGCCUCUGACCUGGGAAUUACACAGGUUUUUAAAUUGCGAGAAGAGGUAGGAUACAGAACUUUGCAAAUGUGAACAGGGAUCUAGUGAGCAUCGUUAUUUUGUUUUUUUUUUCAGGGAGGCUUAAUAGCUGUUUUCCUAUGCAUUACAUAGUACGUUCCCAGGUGAUGUGUGCAUGUGUGAAUGCUAAAUGUAUCCGAUAGGCACCUACUACAGUCUAUGCAGCCCAAGUGCCUAAAACUAAUUCAGUAAUCAGUUUUUCCCUUUGUAUAUUACAAUUUCCAUUUUCUUUAAAAAUAGAUAUAUUUGUAUAAAAGCAUCUAGCUGUGUUUAAAUGAGUGUUCUUUCCCCUCACUACAUACCAGAUUUAACAUGAUUUAUGAUAAAUUUAUUUUUUACAAUUCUUGAAGCUUUUUACUGUCUACAUUCCAAGCACUUUACCAUUUAUCAAACAUGAUAUAGAGAGCUUCCUUUGUGGAAGGAAACACUAAAUUUAUCCUUGGAACAGAUGGGUUAACUAGAACUCUUUCAAGAAACUAUAUUUAAAUAACUUAAUCCAAGAAUACUUGGCCUUGUAAGCAUCCUCGUGUAAGUAGUUCCUUUCUAAUUGGCUAAUAAAACAUAAGCUUUGCUACUCAGACAAGUUACGUCUGAAAAAUAUUUUUUUCUGUUAAUUCAAAUGAAUGUAAUACUAAGCCUUUAAAUGGUGCAUCGUUGAGCAUUAUAGGAUGAGAAUGAUAUGAUGUUAGGAAGAAUGGCACUAAGAAAGAAAAAAUGUCUUUGCAUAUAGUUGUGAUAUGUGUUAUAAAUACAUAUGUGACUUGAAUAUAAUUGUUGCAGUGACUAUAUUAAACAUAAAUAAAUUCUAAGUGGUUGCCAUUGUAACUUUUUUACAAUGUUCUUUAGACUCAUAAGCAGAAAUAGCAUUCUUGCCUUACUAGGGUUUACCGGCUAAUUUUUAUAAAUGCUAUUGUACAGAAACUUUUUUUGAAAACUUUCUUCACAUCAGAUUCUAGCUUUUAUUCAAAACAGGAACAUAUACACAUACCACCCUGGGCCCUUCAGGCCAGUUUUCUCGCGAGUAGGCACACAAGUGGGCUGGGGUUUUUUAAGCUUUUCCUAUCUGUAAAUUUGGAGGACUAAGUUAAUUCAGUAUCAGCUAAGAAAUUACCUAGAAGGUUAUAAAUCAUUCUUUGUAAAAUAUCAGCUCAGUGUUACUUUCAUCUAAAUACUUCUUGUAUCAAACACUGUGAAGUGGAGAGUAGAAGAGGGCAAGGAAAGGCUUUUUCUCCUACAAAUGGAUUCGAAGAAUAAAAAACAGAGAACCUGAAAUUGAAAGCAGGAGCCCUUUUAUGGCUGCUGAGUUCAAGAUUGGUAGUAUAUGACAGAGGAAUAGUAACUGAGCCUGUUUAAACUGUCUGUUUGGAUGAUGCUUAUGUUUGAGUGUUUUCAGCAUGUCCUCAGCUUUUCUUACUACAUUCUUUUCAAAACUAUUAAUCCUUCAAUGGCAGUUCUGUACCUGAUGUGCGCUUACUGCUUUAGUUCCAAGUCUGCAGUUCUGGUUCUCCGAGCGGAGAAGCCGGCAGGGGCCGGAGGGGAGCUCUGUCCUUGGACCUUAGUGAAUACUGGAUUACAGUGCGAACCUCCCCCGCGAAACCUGGAAUUGCUUGCGUAUGAAGUGAAGUUCUCAAGAUGGGUAUACUCAUGAUUUAGUUGCAUUAUCGUAUAUUAUCUGGCUGGUUUUUUACAAAUGCAAAGUCAUGUCCUUAUGUGUAUGUAUUAAACAUAUGACCAGGGUCAUAUUUAUUUUGAUCACUUGUAUUUUGUACUUCUCUUUCUAGAAAGUUUGUCUUCUUUUUGAAAGAAACAGAUAAAAUAUAUGGCUAACACUGAUACUGCAAUAAAAUUUCAUUCCAGAACUUCCAAAACUCUUGCUUAAAAUUAGUACAAAGACUUGUGAAGGUUGGCUUGUCCUGGCUUGAACACUUCUGUGUCUCAAAUUUAAGUAUGUUUAUUAAUGUAGCUAAAACUUUAUAAAGCUAUUUAUUAUAAUAAAGUUCAGUUACGAUUCUGUUAA
Molecule: messenger RNA, 6688 nt
Organism: Dromaius novaehollandiae (emu)
Lineage: Eukaryota; Metazoa; Chordata; Aves; Casuariiformes; Dromaiidae
Gene: ARL5A
Product: ADP ribosylation factor like GTPase 5A
Exons: 6
Coding region: 339-878 (179 amino acids)
Biological process (GO): protein localization to Golgi membrane; vesicle-mediated transport; intracellular protein transport
Cellular component (GO): trans-Golgi network; cytoplasm
Molecular function (GO): GTPase activity; GTP binding
Source: RefSeq, a predicted model, not a curated record